UUAGCUGGAACGCAUGCCGGAAGGGAACGCCAGUUGAAGACUACCAACAAACCAAAGACAACCAUCAACUAUAACUUAAGUUUAAAUACUUCGAAAACUUCCAUACGCAAAGGACUAUCAGAUUACACUUUUGUGAAGUCCUGUAGUUUCUUUAAGGAGUCAAAUUCACAACUGUAACAUGGGUAUAGUUGCUGGAGUAGUCGUUGAUGUAACAGUGACUGCAGCAUCGGCAGCAGCAGAGGCCGCGGCAGGAGCAGCAGCAGAGGCAGCGGCAGAGGCAGCAACAGAGGCAGCGGCAGAGGCAGCAGCAGAGUCAGCGGCAGAGGCAGCAACCGAAGGAGCAGAAGAGGCAGCGGCAGAGGCAGAAGCUGAAGCUGCUGCUGAAGGUGCCGGAGAAGCAGCGAGAAUUGUAUACAAAGUUGCACGUGCAGUAGAGAAGCUGAGCAAAUUUACUAAAGAGUUCUUUGCCAUUGAUGCAGUAUUUAAGACUGCUGAAAAAAUUCUCCAGUCUAUUGUCGGCGCCGCUUCCAGUCAGAAAAUUGAGAAACUGGAAAAAUUAAUAAAAAUCUUGAAAGAUAUGGGAAAUAAGCUGACGACAAUCACAAACUGGAUAGACGAACACAAGAACGACACUGUAAAGCUUGAUGGUAUCGAUGUCCCAGUGGAUUCCGGGGUUCUCGCCAAAUUCAUGACGCCACUUUCAACAGGAGCAGGCGUGCUACAGCAACUCUCCGUCCGGGUUAGUCAGCAAAACGAUCAGAACCAAGUGAUUACUGAUGAGCAAAUAUCAUCUCUUAGUCGAAGUCUUCUGAAAGUUGCCAACACUUUCGAGUCGCUGUCAACUUACAAGACAGAGAAGAGUACAACUGUACCUGUGCUGUCAUCAUUCCCUAUCAGCGCAGAUGAGGUGUCUGCCUGGAAGGCUGAUUUGUGCUAAACAAAUAAUGAAUCCACAUACCGGACAUACCGGGACCAGGCCAUUUACAUAGAAUUUUAUCGCCGCAAUCUAUUCUGGUUCAUUUUUAUUUUGUAAUUGCCAAUAGGUUAGUUGUGCUACUUGCCGUGAAAAAAGAAAAUCAGUUCUAUUGUGUCGUUGUCGCGAUACCUAUAAUAAAUUAGCAUUGUAGUGGCACUGAAAAACAUUGUUUCGACCUUAAAAUCACACAAGAAUAAAAGUAUCCAAAUUGUACUGUAUUGCAGUAAUUUAGGUUUAUUAUGGUCUUCUAAUAUGAGCCAAAAUUUAUAAAGAAAACUCCUUCAGGAAAGUUGAUUUUUGUACUUUGGUAAGAUUGAGCUAAAAAUAAAUAUCUUGGCCGCCAUUUUAAAACGGUUGGAAUAUGGUUUUCUUUGGUGUUUACAUAUGGUGGUGUAGGUCUCGUUUAAUAUGCACUCACUUGAUAAAAUAAUAUAUCAGCACUCUUUCACUUACCAUUAUGCUUUAGUUUGUUGUCUUAUGUCAAUUUUUUUAAACAUUAUUUUGGGUAGAUUCUUGGCAAACAUGUCUAAAAAUAUCUAAAAAACCAUUGAUUAAGAAAAAAUGGGUGCUAGUUUUUUCAUUCACUUUAGGGUAUCCAUUUUGAAUUUUAAAAUUGCCGCUGCGGAAAAUUUGUUAUUAACAAAAAAAAUUGCAAAUAGAUCAUCGUUUUUCAUUUAUAUAUCAUACAAUAGUCAUUUUAUUUUAUCUGAUAUAUAAUGGGUAUCAGUGAUGCAUUGGGAAGAAAAUAAGAGCACAAGUAAUAACCCCUCUUCCCAGAAAUCUUGCUCCCCCACACACCUGCCACUGGAUAUGUUUUUUUGCAAAAAAAAGUUAUUCUCAAGUAUUUAAAAAAUCGCCACAUAUCACCAUAUUUUGCCAUCUGAAUCUCCCCAACUAAAUCACUUAAUUCCUCCUGCCCAUCACCCCGCCUCGCGCCAGGCCCUCCCUCCCCAAACUUCUUUGAAAAUGAAAAAAUGGAGAAAAAAGAGGAAAGGUAUAUUCAAAUUUAGGCCUAAGAAUGAGUGCCAUUUCCGGCCAUCUAGGUGUUAUAGCCACAACAUUUUUUCUUUUUUUUUCUGUACAAUGUUAGACAGGGGCAGAUUUCUCCCUGUUUUUCCACUGUCAUCUUUUAUUUUUUCAACAGUGAUAAUACAAAAUCGCAUACAAAUACUUUGUGUAACAGCAUGUACUGGACAUCAAUCAUGUCAUUACUAGACAUUAUGUCUGUAUAAUAAUAAUGAUCAUUGAGGCCUAUAGUAUAUGAAAUUGCUGCCCCCACCACCUUGUUUAAAAAAUUCUGGAUCCUCCCUCUGUGGAUUGAUGAAAACUUGAACAUGAAAACUUUGUUGAUAUACAAAUCCAUAAAUUAUAAUCACUUCUACAAGAUUUACACUCUCUGUGAGUUGAAAAAUAAAAAAAGUAUAUAUAUAAAUGUUCUGUAC
Messenger RNA from Anneissia japonica, 2418 nucleotides. RefSeq names its product cilia- and flagella-associated protein 91-like. The coding region runs from base 179 to 937 and encodes 252 amino acids. The record is from RefSeq and is a predicted model, not a curated record. NCBI's taxonomy places the organism in Eukaryota, Metazoa, Echinodermata, Crinoidea, Comatulida, Comatulidae. The transcript is spliced from 4 exons.